Molecule: messenger RNA, 1509 nt
Organism: Mesorhabditis spiculigera
Lineage: Eukaryota; Metazoa; Nematoda; Chromadorea; Rhabditida; Rhabditidae
Source: the annotation of a GenBank genome assembly
AUGGGGCACAGCCACAUGAAAUUUAUGGGCGGAAUGGCGGAUAUUUUGACGGCUGCUGGACAUGUUGUGACAGAAAUCCGACCCCGAAUGGACCCGCACGCCAAAUGGGGCGGCGUUUCGAAAAGCAAGCAUCUUUUGCAUUACCCGAUUGACAAGGAAGUGCUGCGAUUUAGGGCAGCAAUGGAAAACGACCCGAAUCUAUUCAUGGCGCAGCUUUGGGCCAAAGAUAUGACGCCGUUCGAAAUGGCAAAAAUGACGGAAAACAUGACGUUCAGUUUCGCCCGGAUGUGCGAGCAUGCCGUGUUUGAAACGGACCUACUCGUGACGCUGAAAAGCAAAAAGUAUGAUGUCGGAAUCAGCGAGGCGAUGGACGAGUGUGGACAUGGAAUUUUCGAAGCCAUCGGCUUGAAGACCGUCAUAGCCGCGUCGAGCAUGAACAUCAUGGAUCAUCAGGCGGCACUUUUCGGCAUUCCGCGGCACUGCAGCUAUGUCCCAGGAAGCAUGGGGAACUCCAAGCAAGAAAUGAACCUCUGGCAACGAGGGCUGAAUAUGCUGGGAUCCUUUUUCGAAUCCCGAAUGAUGGACGGGGUUAUGGCAGCACAGGACGCGGUGUUUAAGAAGCAUCUAGGGGCCGGGUUUCCGGAACUAAAGGACAUCAUCGCCCGCUCCGCUAUCUUGUUCACCAAUACCCAACCCUACAUCGAAUUCCCGAGGCCAACUAUCCACAAAGUUGUGGACCUGGGUGGAAUCCACAUCAAGGAAAAGUUGCCGCCCCUUACUGAGGGAUGGAAUAACGUCCUCUCCAAAAAACCGAAAACUGUCCUGAUCUCGUUUGGCUCGGUGGCAAAGUCAUUUUUGAUGCCGCUCACCUACAAAAAGGCAAUCGUAGAAGCAGUUCGAGAAAUUUCAGACGUCCAAUUCAUCUGGAAGUACGAGGAGGACGACCUGAACUCCUGGGACCUGCCCGAAAAUUUGUAUUUGAGCAAGUGGACUCCACAGACUGCGUUGUUGGCGGACCCUCGUCUUAGCCUAUUUGUUAGCCAUGGUGGACUUGGAAGUACGAUGGAAAUUGCUUACAGUGGAAAACCAGCGAUCGUCAUUCCUCUCUUCGCCGAUCAGCCCCGGAAUGCCCAGAUGCUAAAACGACACGAAAUUGUCGAAAUCAUGUCUAAAUUCGACUUGGCGGACAACCUAAAGCUGAAAGAGGCAGUUCAAGCAAUGCUGAACGAUGAAAGCGCUCAAAAGAAAGCCGCUCACAUCUCCUCGAUGCUAAAGCAUGCUCCACUGAAGCCAAAAGAACUCUUGUUGAGGAACGUGGAAUUUGUGGCAAAAUUCGGCUCCCUGCCCCAACUCGACCCUCACGGACGGCAGCUCUCCUUCAUCCAGUAUUUCUUGUUGGACGUUCUCGGUGCUCUGCUUCUUUGCGCUCUCUCCAUUCUCACAGUCGUCUACUUGGUCCUCAGAAGAAUCUACCGCUUUUUCGUGCCAAAAACGAAGACGAAAAGCGAA